Molecule: messenger RNA, 2593 nt
Organism: Electrophorus electricus (electric eel)
Lineage: Eukaryota; Metazoa; Chordata; Actinopteri; Gymnotiformes; Gymnotidae
Gene: cog4
Product: component of oligomeric golgi complex 4
Biological process (GO): Golgi organization; retrograde vesicle-mediated transport, Golgi to endoplasmic reticulum
Cellular component (GO): COG complex
Source: RefSeq, a predicted model, not a curated record
CGCCGUUUGUGUAUAUGUGGGUUUGUGAUGGAGGAAGCGGGGUCUCCGGCGCACGGUCGCGGUGGUCCAGCGGGGCUGUCCGGUACACCAGGGGAUCCAGCGGGGCUGUCUGCCGUCCGGACCGAGACCAUAGAGACUCUGACGGAACUGGAAGACCUGGAGCGCGUGUAUGCGCAGCUGUGCGCUGAGGAGGCGGAUGUGCAGAGACAAUUGGAGACCCUUGCUGGGCAGCAGAGUAACAUCGAAACUAAGAUGCUGGUUCUCCAGAGAAUGGGGCCUAACCUGCAGCUGAUUGAGGGUGAUGCUGAACAGUUGUCUGGUAUGAUCAACUUCACUUGCAGUCUGGCAGAGAAUGUGAGCAGCAAAGUCAGACAGCUGGACCUUACCAAGCAAAGGCUGUACCAAGCAAUCCAGCGUGCAGACGAUAUUCUGGAUCUGAAGUUCUGCACAGAUGGAGUCCAGACUGCCAUGCGUAACCAGGACUACGAGCAAGCAGCUGCACACAUUCACCGAUACCUCUCCCUCGACCAAUCAGUGAUUGAGCUGAGCAGACAGGGUGGAGAGAGCACUGCAGUGGAUGCCAGUCUUGCUCUGCUGCAGGAGGCGGAGCUAAAUUUGAAAGCUCUGGUUACUAAGCGAUUAGAGGAGGCAGUUGCUACAAGCGACCUGCCUCAAGUGGAGCGCUUCUUUAAAAUUCUCCCCCUGCUUGGACUCCAUGAGCAAGGACUUGCCCAGUUCUCCCAGUAUCUCUGCAGCCAGUUGGCGUGUAAAGCUGAGCAGAAUCUGCUGGUGGCAUCGGGCUCUGACGUGAGCGAGCGCCGGGCUCCCGUGGUCUACGCCGACACCCUCACGCUGCUGUUGGAGGGCAUCGCUCGGAUUGUGGAGACUCACCAGCCUAUUGUGGAGACGUACUACGGCCCGGGACACCUCUACUGCCUCCUUACACACCUUCAGAGAGAGUGUGAUGCGCAGGCACAGAAAGUGGUGGACAAGUUCAUUCAGCAGCGAGACUAUCGCAACAAGUUCCAGGUUGUGCAGGGCAGCAUAAUGAGGGUGGGGCCUGCUGAGAAGAUUGAGCCCAGAGAGCUGGAUCCAGUGUUGUGUGAGGUCACCCUGAUGAACUCCAGAGCUGAGCUGUACCUGCGUUUUUUAAGGCGCCGCAUUGCAGCAGAUUUUGAGGUCAUAGAUGCAGCAGCCCCAGAGUCACUUGUUUCUGAACACCAGCAGAGUUUGGAGCGCCUGCUGAAAGACUGUCAGCUCAGUCGCACCAUGCAGGAGCUGAUUGGCUUCUACAUCCCCAUGGAGGAGUACUACAUGAGAGAGACUGUCAAUAAGGCGGUCGCCAUGGACACAGCAGAGGUGGGUCAGCUGAGUUCCAGCAUGGUGGAUGAUGUGUUCUAUAUCGUGAAGAAGUGCAUCAGCAGAGCUCUGGCCAGCGGCAGCUCGGACUGCGUGUGUGCCAUGAUUAACCACGCCAUUAGCGUCCUGGAGACAGACUUCAGGGAGGUGCUGGUGUGUAAGCUGCGUGCAGGUUACCCAGCCAGUGCGCUGCAUGACCUGCAGCGAGGGGUCAGCAGUGCUGUCAGUCUGAUGCAGAGCAGCUUACAGCAUGGAAAGAUUCAGACCCUGGGCAUCGAGAGCCAAGAACAGGCCAAGAGCACCUACCUGGUGACUUUGAAUAACGUGGAAAUGUGCAGUGAGAAUAUCAGCACUCUCAAAAAGAACCUGGAGAGUGAUUGUGCCAGGCUGUUCAGUCAGGGGGUGGGUUCAGAACAUGCUCAGGCCAAGAUUGACAGCUGUCUCUCAGAUUUGGUGAAUACUUCCAGCAAGUUCAAAGAUCUCCUCCAGGAGGGCCUUCAGGAUCUGAAUAAUACAGCGAUCAAGCCACAGGUGAAACCCUGGAUUACCAACUUCCUGUCAGUCUCACAUAAUAUUGAAGAGGGAGAGUUCAGCGAGUACGAGGCCAACGACCCCUGGGUUCAGCAGCUUGUGGUGCAGCUUGAACAGCUCAUGUCUGAGUUUAAGGCCAGUCUGUCUCCACUGAUCUAUGAUACUUUAACUAGCCUGAUGACCAGUCUUAUCGCCAUGGAGAUGGAGAAGACUGUUUUUAAGUGUACAUUCAGCAGGCUGGGGGGGCUGCAGUUCGAUAAGGAGUUGCGUUCACUGGUUGCAUAUCUGUCCUCCGUCACCUCCUGGACCAUCCGGGAUAAAUUUGCACGUCUUACUCAGAUGGCAACGAUUCUGAACCUGGAGCGGGUAUCGGAGAUCCUGGAUUACUGGGGGCCAAACUCAGGACCCCUCACCUGGCGUCUCACGCCUGCCGAGGUCCGACAGGUUCUGGCACUCCGAGUAGACUUCCGUAAUGAGGACAUCAAGAGACUCCGUCUUUAAUAUACACAAACACACAUACGUGUGCAUGCACACACACUUACUGACCAGUCAUGUAGGACACUGUCACCUAGCCCUGUUGUUUGAACUUUAGUAUAGGUGAAAGGGUUAAAUCAUGGGAUCCUUCUUUGUAGAUUUGUGUACAGACUUUGCCUAAAAGAUUCUGUCUUUUGAGUAAAUAAAUUGCUACUGUUUUUACUGAUAA